GUAUUUAUGUGGCACUUAAUGUAACAAAAGGGUUGAGAUGAGCGCGUAACUCAUACUUGAGCAGCACAUGGAAGAGCUCCAGACACCCGCAGACAUGCAUUCACCAAUUGAUAGUGCAAUGGCACCUUAGUUGCAGUUCAACUGGAGAGCAGACGAGUCGAAAAACGCGCAAAACUUGCACAAGUACGGAUACUUGAAGCGAAAGUGUGGCGACGGGAUUUUGUUAUUUUAAUUAAUUUUUAUUGCAAGAAAAGAUUAUUAAAAAUUAACAAAAUCUAAAUAAUAGCAGUUAAAAAUUGAAAAGCCAAAAGAUACCCUCUACAAUCCAGCUACAAACCGAGUGGAACAAAAUGAAUUGGUUAGCGUUGAUGAUUUCCAUUUCUGCGACAAUUAACAUAGCGCUUGCCUGCAGCCGUAUACCGCCCGGCACGACAACACCCAAAUCGCCAGUGGACGAGAGUUAUAUGGUGGCGAUAGCCGGAAAUCCACAAACAUAUAUACCAGGCCAGAAAUACAAUGUCUCACUUACCGCUUACAAUGACUUAACUUUCAUCAGCUUCAUACUGGCAUUAGAGAGCGCCAAUGAAGCUGAUGGGCAGGCGGAUUUUGGCACGGUUGGCUACUUUGAGAUCACAGAUUUGGCGGAGACACGCUUUAGUCCGCGCUGUCCCAAUCUUGUUGAGAAUACCAAUACUAAUGUGAAGACACGCGUCGAAGUCACCUGGGUGGCGCCCACGACUACAGGUAAUGGCUGUGUGCUCAUCAAAGCUACAGUUACACAGCAUCGAGACGUUUGGUUUAUGGAUGAUGGUUUUUUGACCAAGCGCAUAUGCGAAGAGGAAGUCGAUGAUGUGGACACACAGCCCAGUAUUGUGGAUCCUUGCUGUGCGUGUGACGAAGCGAAAUAUGAGCUCACUUUUGAAGGCAAGUGGUCACGUCAUACACAUCCAAAAGACUUUCCGGCAAAUAGCUGGCGCACCAGAUUUAGUGACAUUAUUGGCGCUUCGCACACCAUCGACUACCGCUUUUGGAGCUACGGUGAGAUGGCGAGUGAGGGUUUGCGCGAGGUGGCCGAGCAUGGAUCGACACGUACGCUUGAAAGCGAGUUGAAAGAUCAGAGCGAUCAAAUACGAACAAUCAUCAAAGCGCGCGGCAUCUCUUACCCCAACGUGACUGGCAAAACUUUCGCCGUCUUUCGCGUGGAUUCCAAACAUCAUCUAAUUUCGCUGGUUUCCAUGAUUGAUCCCUCACCGGACUGGAUUGUUGGUAUUUCCGGCUUAGAACUUUGUUUGCCUAAUUGCUCAUGGGUCGAGAACAAGGUACACAAUCUAUAUCCCUGGGAUGCAGGCACGGACAGUGGACCUUCCUACAUGUCUGCCGACCAGCCACAAGUGCCACCUGAUGUUAUUAGACGCAUAAAGUCCAAUUUUCCAAAUGAUCCGCGGUCACCAUUUUACGACCCCACUGGAGCGCCUAUGAAACCGCUCGCAACAUUACACAUAAAUCGACGCAGGUUGUAUGAGAAGACUUGCGAAAACGUCGAAGAGGAUGAGUCGGCCGAGUGCGCCACCUAUCCUUGGGGUCACUGGAGUGAGUGUAGCGCCAAAUGCGGGCCGGGCACGCAAACGCGCUCACGCGAAUACAAACAACCAGCAUUGGCGCGGCGCUCUCGCUGCCGCAGCGCUUUGCGUGAAGAGCAGCCAUGUAAUGGGCGCAGAUGUGGCGCCGCGAGCGAUGACAAUCCAGACGAAGGCGAAAAUGCAAAUGAUUUUCAAGGUGGACCACAAGAUAAUCCCGAAUGCGCGAUCUCUGAUUGGAGCGAAUGGUCUACGUGUUCAGCCACCUGUGGCGCGGGUGUUAUAAUACGCUCGCGUCAUUAUCUUAACCCCCGUGCGAAGAAAAAGUGUCAGAAAGUAAGUAAGGUGCGCUUACAAGAAACACGUAAGUGCGAAGGUCCGGAAUGUGGUGGCGAUUUGGGUAAUGCUGCUGAAGGUGAGACCGGCGCUGAAGGUGAUGAAGCAGCUGGCGAGGAGGAGAGCAUCGUGGAGAAUGAGCUGGGCGAUGGCACGCGUGCAUUCUAUGGCGACAACAAUAAUGGCUUCCGCCAAUUCCAGAGCUACAGUCAGAAGCGUGAAGACUACAUACCACCAGAAUGUGGUGUCUCACCAUGGUCCGACUUCUCACCGUGCAUUGGCCCAUGCGGCAGUACAGGCUAUCGUCAGAGACAACGCAAAAUAUGGAAUAACGAUGAGGUUUACGGUUUAGUAAACCCAAAAGCGGAUGGCAGCGAUCCUUGUCGUCAUAUCAAGCGCGAGGAAACAGUCAAUUGCACAAAUCCUGCUUGUGAUACCAUCGUGCCGCACCACUGCUUCGCUAGCCUCAAGACAAGUCCAUGUCGCGAUGGCGAUGUCACCAACUACUGGUACUAUGACUACCCCACCGAUCAGUGUGCGAUCUUCUGGGCCGACAAGUGUGAUAAAAAUCACAAUAAAUUUCCAUCCAAAGAGGCGUGUGAGGAAUCCUGUCGCCGGCCACGUCAAAAGUUAGAUUUACAAAGUGAAAGUUUGCGCUUAGAGCAGCAGCCGGUCGAUUGCAUUGUGUCCGAAUGGGAGGCGCGUCCGUGUAAUGUGACCUGCGGUGAGGGCAUGCAGAUAAAAACGCGGCGUGUGCUACGGCGAGCUAAGUAUAAUGGCAAGCCUUGCCCCAAGCAUUUGGUGAGGUUGGAAAAAUGCUACCAAAGCUGCGAUGAGGUCUACACUAUUAGUGGCGGCGGACGUGGUAGCUUUGGUGGCAGCACUGGCGACGGCAGCGACUUUGACAAUCCCCAUCGCAACCGUGGCAGCUAUGUGAGCGCACGUCAACUGCCCAAGAAGGAUGAUUGCCGCUACUCUGAUUGGUCGGCGUGGACGCCAUGUACAGCAAGCUGUGGUGACAAUUCCAUGCGACAGAAGACAAGAACGUUGUUCAAUACGGAAUUGAGUUAUAAGUGUAAGGAUCGCGUGCGUGUCGAGAAGUGCAUAGUGAUGCCGUGUUUGUUGGAGGGCAACGAUCAGGAUAGCCAGUGGUGAAGUGGGUAAUGAAGGAGUAAGAAGGGAAAUUAAAUAGAGGCCAAAGUGAAAUAUUUUAACAUGCAAACGAUAUUUAUUGUACGCAUGCUAUUUAUAUGUAUUUUAGCAAAUUAAUCAGUCAGUGUAACCUUAGUGAUUUUAGUUAAGCGACAAAACUUUUACGAUUUGCUAGUGCUNUUUA
Molecule: messenger RNA, 3249 nt
Organism: Rhagoletis zephyria (snowberry fruit fly)
Lineage: Eukaryota; Metazoa; Arthropoda; Insecta; Diptera; Tephritidae
Product: spondin-1
Biological process (GO): cell adhesion
Cellular component (GO): extracellular matrix
Molecular function (GO): serine-type endopeptidase inhibitor activity
Source: RefSeq, a predicted model, not a curated record